GUGCGACAGGCCGAGGAGGGGCCGGGCGGGCGGGCAGCUCCGUGGGUCUCACUGCCCUGAGAAGGCCGGCGCUGCUGCCCACCCCCAGGGACGAAGGGGUGGUGAUUCGUUUAUUCAGGUGUUCAUGGCGCGUCUGCUUGUGCCAGGCAUGUUGUAGGCCCUGGGGCCCUGUGGGGAACAGUAGGGCCCCUGUUCCCGUAGCUUACCUGAUAUGUGGAGAAGAACGAUAAACAACGCUGACGGUGGUGACGUCUUCUUCCCUGCCUCUCUGUGAGAAUCAGCUGGGAAAUGGCUCAUCGCAGAGGAUUGGAAGGGCCUAGAUUACUGCCCAAUGACAAAAGUGUGGGCUUAAUGUCCUCACUCUUCAGGGAGAGAAUGUGGACUUUAGCAUUUGAACUGAAUAUUUGAGAUUGAAGAUUUCUGAAUACAUUCCCAAAGUCAGAAAUAUUUUAUCUUGAAGGGCAUGAAACGAAAUAGCACCAAAACAAAUGCUCCCAAAGGCAGCAGCACCCUCUCAGGCAGUACCAAAGCCAGGGAUUUAAUGUGCAAAAUGGCGAUUAUACCAGACUGGCUUAGGUCGCAUCCUCACACACGAAAAUUUACACAUUCAAGACCCCAUUCUUCACCGUGUAGAGUAUAUUCAAGGAAUGGUUCCCCAAAUAAGUUCAGAUCUUCUUCAACCACAGCUGUUGCAAAUCCAACACUGUCCUCCUUAGAUGUUAAACGGAUUUUAUUUCAAAAAAUUACCGACAGAGGGGAUGAGUUGCAAAAAGCCUUUCAGCUGCUGGAUACUGGUCAGAACUUGACUGUGUCAAAAAGUGAACUGAGAAGAAUCAUCACAGACUUCCUGAUGCCGCUCACACGAGAACAGUUUCAGGACGUGUUGGCUCAGAUCCCCCUUAGCACCUCUGGUACUGUACCGUACCUUGCCUUUCUGUCCAGGUUUGGUGGAAUUGACCUAUAUAUAAAUGGUAUAAAGAGGGGAGGUGGGAAUGAAAUGAAUUGCUGCCGCACAUUAAGAGAACUUGAAAUCCAAGUGGGAGAAAAGGUUUUCAAAAACAUUAAGACUGUUAUGAAAGCCUUUGAGCUCAUUGAUGUUAACAAGACUGGACUGGUUCGACCGCAGGAGCUAAGAAGGGUUCUGGAGACCUUCUGUAUGAAGUUAAGAGACGAGGAAUACGAAAAGUUUUCGAAACACUACAACAUCCACAAGGAUACUGCAGUAGAUUACAACGUGUUUUUGAAGAAUCUCAGCAUAAAUAACGACUUGAACCUUAGAUAUUGUAUGGGAAAUCAAGAGGUCUCGUUGGAGAAUCAACAAGCCAAAAAUUCCAAAAAGGAACGUUUGCUAGGUUCUGCAUCAUCUGAAGAUAUCUGGAGAAACUACUCCUUGGAUGAAAUUGAGAGGAACUUUUGUCUACAACUUUCGAAGUCUUAUGAAAAGGUUGAAAAGGCCCUCAGUGCAGGGGACCCCUGUAAAGGUGGCUACGUGUCUUUUAAUUAUCUAAAGAUUGUCCUCGACACUUUUGUAUACCAAAUACCAAGAAGAAUUUUUAUCCAGUUAAUGAAAAGAUUUGGACUUAAAGCCACCACUAAAAUCAAUUGGAAGCAAUUUCUAACAUCAUUUCAUGAGCCUCAGGGGUUGCAAGUUAGCAGUAAAGGUCCCCUGACAAAAAGAAAUAGCAUCAACUCUAGAAAUGAAUCUCACAAGGAAAACAUCAUCACAAAGUUAUUUAGACACACUGAAGAUCACUCUGCGUCACUGAAGAAAGCAUUACUGAUAAUCAACACUAAACCCGAUGGACCGAUAACAAGAGAAGAAUUUCGAUAUAUUCUAAAUUGCAUGGCUGUAAAACUAAGCGAUUCAGAAUUCAAAGAACUAAUGCAAAUGCUUGACCCUGGGGACACUGGAGUGGUCAACACCAGCAUGUUUAUUGAUCUGAUUGAAGAGAACUGUAGGAUGAGAAAGACAUCUCCCUGUACAGAUGCUAAGACACCUUUCCUCCUGGCCUGGGAUUCAGUGGAAGAAAUUGUUCAUGAUACAAUUACUAGGAACCUACAAGCUUUUUAUAACAUGCUACGCUCAUAUGACCUUGGAGACACAGGGCGCAUUGGCCGAAAUAAUUUCAAGAAAAUCAUGCACGUCUUCUGUCCAUUUUUAACGAAUGCACAUUUCAUAAAACUCUGCAGUAAGAUUCAGGACAUUGGUUCAGGAAGAAUCCUUUACAAGAAACUUUUGGCAUGCAUAGGAAUUGAUGGCCCACCCACUGUCUCUCCAGUUCUUGUUCCAAAGGAUCAGCUGUUAAGUGAACAUUUACAAAAAGAUGAACAGCAGCAGCCAGAUCUUUCUGAGAGAACCAAGCUCACGGAGGAUAAAACCACCCUGACCAAGAAGAUGACCACAGAAGAAGUGAUUGAAAAAUUCAAAAAGUGUAUACAGCAGCAGGACCCGGCAUUCAAAAAACGAUUUCUUGACUUCAGCAAGGAGCCUAAUGGAAAAAUUAACGUGCAUGACUUUAAGAAGGUACUGGAAGACACUGGGAUGCCCAUGGACGAUGAUCAGUAUGCCCUGCUGACCACUAAAAUAGGCUUCGAGAAGGAAGGGAUGAGCUAUCUUGAUUUUGCAGCAGGAUUUGAAGAUCCUCCAAUGAGAGGGCCGGAAACCACUCCGCCGCAGCCUCCAACUCCUUCAAAAAGUUACGUGAACAGCCACUUUAUCACCGCAGAAGAAUGCCUGAAGCUUUUCCCUAGGAGGCUGAAGGAGUCAUUCCGGGACCCCUACUCUGCCUUCUUUAAAACAGAUGCUGACAGGGAUGGCAUAAUCAACAUGCAUGACCUUCACAGACUGCUCCUGCAUCUACUGCUUAAUCUCAAAGACGACGAGUUUGAGCGCUUCCUUGGCCUUCUUGGCUUGAGACUUAGUGUCACUUUAAAUUUUCGGGAAUUUCAAAAUUUGUGUGAGAAGAGACCAUGGAGAACAGAUGAAGCGCCUCAAAGACUCAUUAGACCAAAACAGAAGGUUGCGGAUUCAGAACUAGCUUGUGAGCAGGCUCAUCAGUAUCUUGUUACCAAAGCAAAAAACAGAUGGUCAGACUUGUCUAAGAAUUUUCUAGAAACCGAUAAUGAGGGCAAUGGCAUUCUUCGACGCCGGGACAUAAAGAACGCACUGUACGGUUUUGAUAUUCCCCUCACACCAAGAGAGUUUGAAAAGCUUUGGGCAAGAUACGACACCGAGGGAAAAGGGCACAUUACUUACCAGGAAUUUUUACAGAAAUUGGGUAUUAACUAUUCGCCUGCUGUCCAUCGGCCCUGUGCAGAGGAUUAUUUCAACUUCAUGGGUCAUUUUACAAAGCCACAGCAGCUACAGGAAGAGAUGAAGGAGCUGCAGCAGAGCACAGAGAAGGCUGUGGCAGCCAGGGAUAAGCUUAUGGACCGCCAUCAAGAUAUCAGCAAAGCAUUCACCAAAACUGAUCAAUCCAAAACCAACUACAUAUCCAUAUGCAAGAUGCAGGAAGUGCUGGAAGAAUGUGGAUGUUCUCUUACCGAAGGGGAGCUGACCCAUCUGCUAAACAGUUGGGGAGUCAGCCGGCAUGAUAAUGCUAUCAAUUACCUCGACUUCCUGAGAGCAGUGGAGAACAGCAAGUCAACAGGAGCUCAGCCCAAGGAAAAAGAAGAGAGCAUGCCAAUCAAUUUUGCAACGCUGAAUCCACAGGAGGCUGUGAGGAAGAUCCAGGAAGUAGUUGAGUCCUCCCAGCUGGCUUUGUCCACGGCAUUUUCUGCAUUGGAUAAAGAGGAUACAGGAUUUGUAAAGGCUACAGAAUUCGGACAAGUUCUUAAGGAUUUCUGUUACAAACUAACGGACAAUCAGUAUCAUUAUUUUUUGAGGAAACUAAGAAUUCAUCUAACCCCCUAUAUAAAUUGGAAAUAUUUUCUCCAGAACUUUAGCUGUUUCCUUGAGGAGACAGCUGAUGAGUGGGCUGAGAAAAUGCCCAAAGGCCCGCCGCCUACCUCUCCCAAGGCCACAGCCGACAGAGACAUCCUGGCUCGCCUCCACAAAGCAGUGACUUCCCAUUACCAUGCCAUCACCCAGGAGUUUGAGAAUUUUGACACCAUGAAAACGAACACCAUCUCCAGAGAGGAGUUUAGGGCCAUUUGUAAUCGCCGCGUCCAAAUCCUGACGGACGAACAGUUUGACAGACUCUGGAACGAGAUGCCAGUCAAUGCCAAGGGGAGGCUGAAAUACCCGGACUUCCUGAGCAGGUUCAGUUCCGAGACAGCAGCCACACCAAUGGCCACUGGUGACUCGGCCGUGGCCCAGAGAGGGAGCAGUGUCCCUGACGUCUCGGAAGGCACCAGAUCUGCCCUCUCAUUGCCCACUCAGGAGCUGAGACCAGGGUCAAAGUCGCAGAGCCACCCCUGUACUCCAGCGAGCACCACCGUGAUCCCGGGCACUCCACCCUUGCAGAACUGUGAUCCCAUAGAGAGCAGGCUCCGGAAGAGAAUCCAGGGCUGCUGGCGCCAGCUCCUGAAAGAAUGCAAGGAGAAGGACGUGGCCAGACAGGGGGACAUCAACGCCUCCGAUUUCCUGGCUCUUGUGGAGAAAUUCAACCUGGACAUAAGCAAAGAGGAGUGUCAGCAGCUCAUUAUAAAAUACGACUUAAAGAGCAACGGGAAAUUUGCAUACUGUGACUUCAUUCAGAGCUGUGUCCUCCUGCUAAAAGCAAAGGAAAGCUCACUGAUGCACAGGAUGAAGAUCCAGAAUGCACACAAGAUGAAAGAAGCCGGCGCGGAGACGCCAUCUUUUUACUCUGCUCUGCUGCGUAUUCAGCCCAAAAUUGUGCACUGCUGGAGGCCAAUGCGGCGCACGUUCAAAAGCUAUGAUGAGGCUGGAACAGGGCUGCUAAGCGUCGCAGAUUUCAGGACGGUGAGCACAGCUCUGCGCCCAGUGCCUCUGCAGGGAGCAGCUGCCAAAUGCCAGCGGCCAGAAACUUCCCACGGGGAGCCCUCUACCUGCUGCCGAAGGCCCGGUGUGACCUGGCUGCUUCAGAUCUCACUUCCCUGGGACCCCCAAGUUAUCCAGUCCUGGGUCCACUCGCCUCACCUUCAGACCCCGGGUUCUCCUUCCCAAAGGUUGCUGGAGCCCUGCGUGGAUGCCCCAUACCUGCAUCGCCAGCUCCUCAGGGUCCUGAGACAGUACAGCAUCAACCUCUCUGAGGAAGAGUUCUUCCAUAUUCUGGAGUAUUACGAUAAGACGCUGUCUUCAAAAAUCUCCUACAACGACUUCCUCCGGGCAUUCCUCCAGUAGACACCCCUGCUGUGUGCCCAGCGGGACGACAGCCACAGGGCCUGUUUCAAGGCUAAUAAAAUCCUAUAAUUUGGG
Messenger RNA from Homo sapiens (human), 5380 nucleotides. It is a transcript of the gene EFCAB6, whose product is annotated as EF-hand calcium binding domain 6. NCBI's taxonomy places the organism in Eukaryota, Metazoa, Chordata, Mammalia, Primates, Hominidae. Gene Ontology annotation, molecular function: calcium ion binding. The record is from RefSeq and is a predicted model, not a curated record. Bases 464 to 5305 code for a protein of 1613 amino acids. The transcript is spliced from 33 exons. Gene Ontology annotation, cellular component: sperm flagellum; nucleus; axonemal A tubule inner sheath. Gene Ontology annotation, biological process: flagellated sperm motility.